Messenger RNA from Polychytrium aggregatum, 6341 nucleotides. RefSeq lists its product as uncharacterized. The record is from RefSeq and is a predicted model, not a curated record. The transcript is spliced from 15 exons. Gene Ontology annotation, cellular component: endoplasmic reticulum membrane. Lineage: Eukaryota; Fungi; Chytridiomycota; Chytridiomycetes; Polychytriales. The coding region runs from base 122 to 6064 and encodes 1980 amino acids. Gene Ontology annotation, molecular function: zinc ion binding.
GCCAACAGACAGAACCCGCCUGCCCCCUCACCAUCCGCAUCCGCCGCUACGAGUCCAAGGCAGCGAGGCCGUACCUCUACCCAAGAAACCAGCGUGCGUGUCGAAUCCGGCUCUCUACACCAUGUCCGGCAGCCCCGCCAGCAAUCCCGCUCCGGCAUUGGCUCAUCGCCCACUCCCUCACCACGAGGAAGAAGAUGUCUGUCGUGUGUGUCGCUCCCCAGCGACACCGACAGAGCCUCUCUUCCACCCUUGCAAGUGCUCCGGGUCGAUGCGCUAUGUCCAUCAGAAUUGCCUUGAAGAAUGGCUUGCUGUAAACGGACGGAGGAAACAAUGCGAGAUCUGUGGCCACUACUUUUCCUUUACCCCAAUCUACUCCGAUGAUGGACCCGGCAUCCUUUCGACCGGGUUUGUCAUGAGCGCCAUCGCCAGGAAGAUAUUUGCGUGGUCGUAUUUCGUUGCCCGGACGAUCAUCGCUCUGGCGCUGUGGGUCGUGUUCGUCCCGUACUUCACCAUCUGGGUGUGGCGGCUGUACUUCCAGCCAUCGUCGCUGCUGGAUGGCUAUGCCGCUGCUACGACCAACGGCAUCAUUGCGUCGGUACGACUGUGGGCCAACGGCACAUCGGAUCUGACGGGAUAUGAAGCUGGUCGCCGGGACGUCUUCCGAAUCCCCGUGUUUGGCUUUCCUCCCCACGAUGAUUCAAGCGUUCAGCAUCCAUACUUUUGGAUGGAGUACAUAUGGAGCUUCCUUGUCGACGUCUUUGAAGGCCAGGUUCUGACAAUGAUCGCGAUUCUGAUCGGCGUCGCUCUUCUCUUUAUCAAAGAGUAUAUUGCCCUGCACACCCACAACGAGCGCGUCAACGAGGCCAACCGAAACAUCGAAAACCACCGAAGAGUGCAAAUGGAUCUUCCGGCCGAGGUGGAUUUCCAACAGCCGGUGCGCGAAAUCCCACCGCCGCCCAACCCGGCCGCUCCGCCCCGCCGAUUCGGAGGACAUUUUAGAGCAGCAACGGACCAGCAUGGUCCGUUAGAGGUUGGCGACCAGGAGACGCAGGUGCGAGCCCACCGACCAUCUUUGGAUACGCUCCGCGUCGGUGAUUCCGAGCCUGGGUCACCUCGAUCCCCAACAGGCUUCCACCGCGAUGGCUUGCUCGAUCCAGUUCGUCUGCACAGUCUCCGGCAGGAGCUUGCUGAUCUGCAAAACCAGUACGAUGCAAGUGUCCAGGCCCCCAACGACAACGAUGACGAUGAUGAUGAUGUGGCCGCCAUCACACGCCAGCGCUUUGAGAAUCGUAUUGCUGAGAUUAAGAGGCGGCUUCGCUCCCACGACCUGGCCUACGAGAUCGAGAGACGCGCAAUGCCCCGCGGACGAGUAAAUCCGCCAGGCGACAUCCGAGACGAAGCCUGGCCCCUCAAAAAUGCCCAGCGCCAGCGACUGGAGCUGCAGGCCCAUUACGAGCGGUAUGGUCUCGACCUGAAUGCCGAUAAUCUUGAUGAAUCCGGCCCAGGCUCAAGCUCGGGCGGGGGCUCUCGGUCGUGGCAAACGGCUCAAUCGUCCUACUGGAGUCGAAUCGUUGAGCCUCGCGGCUCGUCGUCGCAGUACGCUCCGCCUCAACUGCCUGCUGGCCGCGUGCCGCUCUCUCUUGGCUCGACGAAGGGCAAAGAUCCCCUUGAGAAACACGGCUCACCCGACCCUAGCGCCGACCCACAGUCACAAACGGCCUCCAUUCCCUCUGGAAGUACGGCAAGCAGCCAAGACCUUGCGAUCGAAGGCGAGCCUCAGCCUGGCCUUGCCGCCGAUGAGGCUGUUGAGGAUCCCUAUCAUGGCCCUCCAGCCGACAAGGUCUUCUUGGAAGAUUACUACGCGGAUGGCCUGCUUCAAGACAACCCCACCAACAGCCAUGUCAACAUUGGUGGCCGGUCCGAGGGAGACGGUGGGCCCUCUGGCAGCAAUGCUAUUGCCGAUAGCACUAUUGACGACCAGGACGCAAGUGGCGAACCUGCCAAAGGCGAUGCUGGAGAUGAUGCUGGAGAUGAUGCUGGAGAUAAUGCCGAAGACUCAAACGGAGGCCCCGAAGUCCCCAAUGACGAUGCCGAGCAGUCCGGACACGAGGAUGAUAUGCCAACUGGCAGUCCAAACGGCGGUGAUGAUAAGGGCAAUAGCGACGACAGAGGCGAUGAUGAUGUGCAUCAGAGUGACCAUGAGGACAAUGCCGAUGAUAACGACCGUGGCGCCAAAGAAGACGCAGAUGACGAUGCUGAAGACGAUGUUAACGACGAUGCAGAUGGUGGUGCCGAUGACGAUGUUGACGAUGAUGUGGAUGGUGACGAAGGUGCUCCCGACCGCAAUAGUGAAGCCGACAAUGACGAAGCUGGCGAUGGAGAAGCCGACGACGACGACGAUGACGUCGAGGAAAACGACUCCCAAGCUGACGGCGAUGACGAAAUAGAUGGAGACGAUGACGAUGAUGAUGAUGACGACGACGAUCACGAUGGCGAUGAUGAUCAAGACGGUGUCGAUGCAGACGAUGAAGCUGGCAGUGCCGCCUAUUCUCGGAGCAAAGGCAAACAGCCUGCGACCUCGGCCGCGCUUGAAUCAAGCCUCGUCUCCAGCAAGCCGUCCUCCAGCGAAAGUGAGGAUUCCGACGCCGAGGGCCGUCGCCCUGAGUUGCUUGACCACCGACUGCCGGCCGAGCGCGCCCAUUUCCGUCGCCGUCGCGGCGCCCCUUUGUCCAGCCCUAGUGCCGAUAGUGGCGCCGUGACCAGCACUUCUCGGGUCCAUGCUUCCUCGCGGGAUCGUCCCGAGCGAACUUUUUUUGGCGACGACGAUCGCGCCAGUUAUCGUCGUGUCAACCGUGAGGCCAUCCCAGAUCGGCCACAGCCUCUGCCACCCAACAUCCAGGCACUCGUGCAUCCGGCGCCCCCUCGUAUCCCGGGCGAGCCGCAGCGACCCAUUCAGAUCAACCGACCAGCGAUUCUGCGACAAGAGCCACAGCCUGUCGAUAUCGAUGGAGAAGCCGCAGCCAAUGUCAACGUCAACCUGAACGUCAACAUGGACGGCGGCAACAUCGAGGCCGAGAUCAAUCUCAACGGCGACGUUGUAGCGGUGCUGGAGCUGAUUGGUAUCCAGGGACCCAUCCGCCUGCUCUUCCAGAACGUUGUGAUGGUCUUGUUCAUUAUCGUCAUUGGCAUGAGCAUUGGCGCAUGGAUUCCCCAUGUGGUCGGCUCGCUGAGCUACUACUUCUUCAAGGAGGUGUACACUCCAGCCGUUGGAUACGCCGUUGCCACGGUCACCGAGGUGCUGCAGCUCUUAACCGACCCGAUUCUGGACCCGACGCUGGACUUUUUGAUCUCAACUGUGAAUGCCACGGUCGAGAGCACCAAGCCGUUCCUGGAAAGCCAGCCGGUGCUGAGCUGGAUGGAGUGGGUCCGCAACACCACGGGCUUUGUCGACGGACUGAACGUGACGCUGGCAAGCGAGACGAGCUUGGCGAUCAACGCCACCGACAGCGGCCUCUUGGUCCUCCCGUGGAACUUGACCUCGCUACUUGCCCCUUUCACGGCGAUGUUUGGAGACUCGCUGGCCAAGAAUGCCACGCUGGCGCCCGCUUCUAUCGCAGCGGCCGUAAUCCCGCUACUUGUUCCAGCCGAUCCGGCUCAGAAUCCCCACAAUGUCACCUACACUUCUCUCAAGUGGACCGGAGACCGGCGGGAAGAUGCCUCGCCGCAGCUCAAGCGACUGCUCAUGCUUGUAUACAACGCUCGUGAAAUCCUGGCGAUCCGGCGCAAGGGCCAAGUCUCAUACCGCAAGAUGGUUCACGAUUUGUUUACGACGGGCAAGAUCCCGGACGGGUUAUUCUACAUCGGGUUGGGCUACUUUACGAUCGUGAUGGUCGUAUUGCUCUAUAUCCGCAUUGCUGGCCUGAACAACCAUCGAUACUUCAUCACCAUCUCGACUCUGCUCCACAAAAUAUCAGUGACUGCGAUAAGCAGUGUCAAAUUUGCAUUCUUCAUCAUCAUGGAGCUGGCUAUCUUCCCGUUUUUCUGCGGUUGCGUCAUCGACCUGUGCACCCUGCCUAUCUUUGGUCCGGCCGCGACGGUGGCUUCGCGCCUCAUGUUCUUCCACAACUAUCCCUGGACGUUCCGGUUUCUGCACUGGCUGGUCGGAACGACGUUCAUGUUCCAGUUUGCGCUCUAUGUGACCUCCGUCCGCGAUAUUGUGCGCCCCGGCGUCAUGUGGUUCAUCCGUGAUCCAAACGACCCACAGUUCCACCCCAUGGCAGACAUCUGGGAGCGCCCGUUCCUGACACAGCUCCGGAAGCUGGCUGUCGGGACGCUCAUGUACCUGGUCAUCAUGAUCGGGGGCAUUGGCGGCUUUGUUGGGCUGAUCUUGGUCGCUCAGCCCAAGAAGGGCGUUGCCAGGCUGAUCCCGGCCAAGCUGGAUAUGAACGAGCCCCUUUCCGAGUUUCCAUUUGACCUCUUGAUUUUCCACUUUGUGGUGCCGUGGCUGAUCUCGAUGCUCAAGCCCAAGCAGAAGUUCCAGAAGCUUGUGAAGCUGCUCUACCGGAAAGGAGCGCGCAUGUUGAGGCUGAGCAGUUUCAUGUUUGGCGAGCGUUACCGCGACGAAGAGACCGACUACGAGGACAAUGCCGAGGGACUCGACGAGGAGGAAGCGGACAUGACCCAGACCCGAUACGUCGAUGACGAGGAUGCACUGGAAUUCGCCGAGGCCCAGGACGAGCGCAACGGUAUUCCUCUGGCUCGCAAGCGCAGGGGCCGGAGAGCUGGCACUCGGCUACAUCCCGGGCCAGUCCGCGAGCUUCGAUACAUGCGGGUGCCGAACCAUGACCACAAUGAGGUCCUGCCCAAGCAAAAGAUGAUGAUACCACUGCGGGCAAGCGAUCCCGUCAUUGGCCGUGUCAACGAGUCGGACGACGAGCGGCGGGCGAACUGGACCAAGGUCUACGUGCCCGACAUGUUCAAGUGGCGGCUGUCGAUCUUCCUUGUCCUCCAAUGGAUCUGGGGCGAGGUCUUUGGGCUCCUGGUCGUCGGACUUCCAUUGAUCGCCGGUCGUGCUUUCUUCAUGAUGAUCCACACGUUUAUGACAUCGAUCGAUCCUGGAAGCACCAUCACCCUCUCCGCAUCACAUUUUUCCUUCAACGCCACGCUCCCGUUUGCGAACCCGGCGGCUUUCGUGAGCGCCCCAAAGCCAGGCCACAAAGUUGCCCGACCCGAUUUGCCUGUCCACGAUCUGUAUGCGUUUUGUGCUGGAUGCUUCAUCCUGAGUGCAAUCUACCUGCCUUUGGCGGCCAUCUGGCAUCACGCUCGACGCCGUGGCCGACUGCAGCGACGGCCCUCCAUUAUCCGCCGAGCAUCGGUGCACGGACACGGACAUGGACAUACCGAUGAGCAAGCCGAUGCAAGCACAAACUGGAUGCAGGAAGCGUGGGCGAGUGCGACGCAUUACCUCAAGACCGAGGUCGCGGCCGUUGUCAUGACGAUCGCCAAAGUGGUGUUCCUAGGAGUAUCCGUGUGUGUUGUGCUGCCUCUGAUGCUUGGCCUCCUGAUGGAGCUGUACAUCCUUCUCCCGCUCAAGCUCAGCCGCGCGGGGUCGCCCGUGAUCUUCCUGUUCCAGAACUGGGCUCUGGGUGUCCUUCACCUCAAAAUCCUCCACACCAUUGUGUUGCUGGGGCCGGAAACGCAAUACCAGCGUGCUCUGAACCAGGCCCAGCAGCAAGGCAUCCGCCGAACCCCAUUCGUGACAUUUUUCGCGCUGGUGUCGAUCGUCGCUGGAAUCCUCGCGGUGAUGACCGUCGGACCCGCAAUCCUGGGCAUUGUGAUUGAAAUAGCCUUUGGGCACAUGCAUGGGUCGGUACAUCCAGUCUAUCUGCGCAUGACGUUCCCGGUCGUGUUCGCUGUGAAGGCAACCUUGGACACGGCCAAAGCGGUAUACCAACGAGUGCAGCGCUGGAUGGAGGAGAUGCGCGAUGAAGAGUUCCUCGUUGGACGGCAGCUCCACAAUCUCGACGACGGCAUUGCAGCGACCGAAACAAACCCACCCCAGUAACGGGCGGGAUCGGUCCAGGAUAAGCCGUCGGCACAGGAGCUGAGGCGGUGCGUUUUUGAUGAGAUCGGGAUCGGACUCUGUCGUUCUCCUGGCAAACCAUAUCACCGUCGAAAGUCAUCUAUUGUUCACCCAGGUGGACUCACACCUUGGACUCACACCUUGGACUCGGAUGAGCAAGCUCCACCAGGCGGGCUGCUCGUUUCAGGCAUGUCAUCUUCAAGUCAGGGCCGCUGCUCUUUCUGGAUCCUGAAUACACAAUCUAGAAUCGCAAUGCCAA